This is a messenger RNA of Parathielavia appendiculata, 1791 nucleotides long. RefSeq lists its product as uncharacterized. The transcript has 2 exons. Gene Ontology annotation, molecular function: G protein-coupled receptor activity. Gene Ontology annotation, biological process: adenylate cyclase-activating G protein-coupled receptor signaling pathway. Gene Ontology annotation, cellular component: plasma membrane. The record is from RefSeq and is a predicted model, not a curated record. The coding region runs from base 1 to 1791 and encodes 596 amino acids. Lineage: Eukaryota; Fungi; Ascomycota; Sordariomycetes; Sordariales; Chaetomiaceae.
AUGUCGCCGGUUGCAGUCCGGCAUGUUUCUUCCCCUGCCAACAGCACAGAGCAUAUUGUCCGGGUCUUGCUGGCUCUUUCACUCGCAAUCGCCUCCGUCAGCGUCAUGGCCACCCUCUCCGCCAUGUACUGGUUGAUUCUGCUAUUAAUCAGAAGCGACUUCCUCAAAACCCUCGUCUUCGUGGUCUUUCCCAUCGUCAGUUUCGCUUGGGGCAGCAUCCCAUCCGACUCGGCCUUCUGUCAGAUCAGCGGUUUUACCCUCGCCGUCGGCAUCGAGUCAUCCGAUGUUGCCGUUCUCUUGAUUGCCCUGCACUCAGCCAUGUACAUAUUCCGGCCGAGGUCGGGAUUGUACCCGUAUCGGCGACUUGCCUACCUGGUCUUUUACCUGUAUCCCUUGCUGGCCGCAUCUCUGGCCUUCCUCCAGGGCAAUGGGUACGAGAACAUGGGCCACUUCUGCUACCUCAGGACCGACAGGAGUUGGGAGAGGUUGGCACUGAGCUGGAUCCCGCGGUACAUAAUAUUCGCGGGAAUUGUCGUCAUCUACGCCUUCAUUUAUCUUUAUAUUCGUAGGAGGAUGGGAGAUUAUGGGAGGAGGUGCUCGGAAGACAUGCAGCCGUCGCUGGCAUCGAUGUCGACAAACACACCGCCAGUCCCCCCGCUCUGCUACAACGGGCUGAUAACGUCUACACCAUCUUCACGGCGGACAUCGGCGACUGAUACCGUAUCAGCGGCCAAAGAAUCCCUGCGACCCUCAUCCUCGACCUCGCGGGAGCGGCCGGCCAGUUCUUGGACAAGCACAGAGGCUCCGCCGUCAAGGAACUCAGUCCGGUGGAACUGGACGGGCUUCACACAGGCCCAGUCGUCCGGACUCGCCCACCUGCCAUCAGACAAACCUGGGGUCCCGGUCGCUCCCAGCUUCUCCGACCUGCUAUCACCGCCGGCGGCACACACCCACAGGCGCCUUCCAGCAACCUCCACGAGCCCCAAUGCAACACCACAGCAAACCCUCGCCACCAACGACCCCUUUCCUCCACCUUCCGACGUCCCAGCCUCCUCCCUGAUACUCGCACCACCAACAUCCGCGUCCAUAUCACCACCACCCGCAGCCGAUUCCGAGCAGCCCUACCUCCCAACCCCACUACCCGGCCACAGCCCUGCUGCCCAGCAAACCAACAGAAAACCCACCCUCCGCCAGCUCCGCUCCCUCUUCAUCUACCCGCUCGCCUACACCAUCACCUGGCUCUUCCCCUUCAUCUCACACAUCCUGGGCUACAACGACGACAGCAGGGCCCACCACCACUCCUCCUCUCCGCAACAACAAGGAGUAGUAGUACACAGCGACCCGCCGCCACCGCACUGGCUGCUCGUCGUGAGCCUCGCCAGCUUGUGCGUGCAGGGCGCGGUGGACUGCGGCGUGUUCAUGGCCCGAGAGACGCCCUGGCGGUUUGAGGCCAGGGGUAGGGGGUUUUGGGCCGCGCUUUGGAGGAGAUGGGGGUGGAAUUUCAACUGGGAGGUACAGUGUGGAGGAAGAAGGAGGGUUAGUGAAGGGGCGGGAAGAUCGAGGGAGGAGAUGUUGGUUGAUGGGCGGCUGGCGAGGGAGAGGAGGGAGGCGGAGGUGAAGUCUGAGAGGGAGAGGGGAAUGUCUAGAGGGAAGGGGGUUGUGGUGGGAGGGGAGGUGGGGAGGGAGUGGUGGGAUGUUUAUACUGAGAGGGUUGAGGUUGUUGGUGAUGAUGAUGAUGUGGGCUAUGAGGAUUGGGAGGUUGAUGAGGAGCUUCGGCAGGAGGUUGGGUGA